Brachypodium distachyon (stiff brome) is the source of this 1727-nucleotide messenger RNA. RefSeq names its product protein ASPARTIC PROTEASE IN GUARD CELL 2. The record is from RefSeq and is a predicted model, not a curated record. NCBI's taxonomy places the organism in Eukaryota, Viridiplantae, Streptophyta, Magnoliopsida, Poales, Poaceae. Gene Ontology annotation, molecular function: aspartic-type endopeptidase activity. Bases 284 to 1546 code for a protein of 420 amino acids. The transcript has a single exon. Gene Ontology annotation, biological process: proteolysis.
UGCACCUUCCUUCGCACGCCACACAGAGCAAGACCCGACACGACGGCAGGCCAAAACAAUUUAACAAGCACCACCAGUACACACUUCUCACCGCCGAUGGAGAGAGAGAUCGCCAUGAAUUCCGGUGUGCAGAGAUCGCACAUGCAUCCAUUCCUGCCCGGACCGUGAAACCCAUGCUUCCAUUUCAACAAUCCCCAAUCCACCGGUAUAUAUAUAAGAACGGGGCAUCGCAUGUACGUAAAAAAUUAGCCCAGUCCACACUUCCGAAUUAACUUCCCCGGCCAUGGCACGACUGCUCGUCCUGGCGCUGCUGCUCGUGCUGGCGACACCAGGAAGCGAGGCUCUCCCGGUGCUCGUGCCGGUGACCAAGGACCCGAAAACCUCCCUCUACACGAUCCCCUUCCACGACGGCGCCGCCCUCGUCCUCGACACGGCCGGCCCGCUCGUCUGGACGACCUGCCAGCCCGACCACCACCCGGCGGUGCUCGCCUGCACCAGCCCCACCUGCAAGCUCGCCAACGGCUUCCCCUUCCCCGGCUGCCGCUCCUCCUCCUCCGGCAGCAGCUGUCCACCCAACAGCCAUAACAAGUGCACGGUCUACCCGUACAACCCGGUCACCGGCUCCUGCGCUCCCGGUGACCUGAGCCACACGAGGUUCGUCGCCAACACCACCGACGGCCGGAACCCGGUCAGCCAGGUCUCCGUCAAAGCCAUCGCCGCCUGCGUUUCGCUGGGGGAUAACAAGAAGCUCCUGGAGAAGUUGCCGUUGGGCUCCGCCGGCGUCGCGGGCCUCGCCGGCACCGGCCUCGCGCUCCCGGCCCAGGUCGCGGGGUCUCAGAGACUCCCCAAGAAGUUCCUCCUCUGCUUGUCCCGUGGCGGCGUCUACGGCCCGGGCGUCGCCGUCUUCGGCUCCGGCGGCCCGUUGUUCCUCCUCCGUGACCAGCCGGAGUACACGCAGUCGCUUACUUACACGCCUCUCGUGGUCACCAAGAAAGGCAGCCCGGCGUACUACGUGUCCGUCAAGUCCAUCCUGCUCGAAAACACUCCCGUCCGACUCCCAAAGAAGGCGCUGGCAACCGGCGGCGCCGUGCUCUGCACUCGGACGCCGUACACGCUCCUCCGCCGGGACGUGUACCGGCCUUUCUUGGCCGCGUUCGAGAAGGCACUGGCGAAGCAGAUCCCCUGGGCGAAGAAGGCGAGGAGCCCUGUGAAGCAGUUGAAGCUCUGCUACGAGGCCAAUACGCUGCCCAACGGGCUGUCGGGGUACCUUGUGCCGAGCGUGGCGCUGGCCAUGGAAGGCGGCGGGAGCUGGACGAUGACCGGGUCGAGCUCCAUGGUGGACGUCAAGCCCGGGACGGCGUGCCUGGCGUUCGUGGAGAUGGAAGGGGUGAAGGAAGGGGAUGCGAGCGCGCCGGCGGUGCUCGUCGGUGGGUUCCAGAUGGAGAACUUCGUGCUGCAGUUUGAUUUGGAGAAGAAGAGGCUUGGGUUCUUUAGGUUGCCUGUGUUUACUCAGUGCGGUCACUUCAAUUUCACUCGCACCGGCUAAGGCUUUUGCUCUGGCUGGUGUGGCUGGGGAUCGAUCGGAUCGUUGUACUAAUAAACCUGUAUCUUUUGUCUUUGUUUUGUUUUCGAACAAAAUAUUUGCACUACCAUCUGCAGAAGAGCUGUGAAUGUCAUUUUUUGGAAAAUCGACAAACAUCAGAGAAAGUUACUACAGUUGAAAGCAA